AUGUCUACUAAACAUAGUGUUUAUCGAAAAAAUAGUCCAAAUAAUAAAUUAGUAGUAUAUUUAAUACAACGUGAUAUAUUUGAUGAUUUACAAACUAUUGAUCCAAUUGAAGGCAUUGUUACAAUAGAUGAGAAACAUAGCAAUUAUUGUAAAUUAUUUGCACGUAUACGUUGUACAUUUCGUUAUGGUGAACAACAAAUGGAUGAUGUAUUGUCGGGUGUAACAUUUUAUAAAGAAUUUUUUAUUCAAACUAAACAAAUCUAUCCACCAGUGGAUAUUAUGAAUAAAGAUGAAUAUAGUUAUAGUGAAUUACAACAACGACUUAUUGAACGUUUUGGUGAUAUGGCUAUACCGUUUCAUUUCACAUUAACACAUGAUAUGCCAGCUUCGAUUACAUUACAAACUGAUAAUCGUAAUUCAUUAGAUGAUAAUCCAUGUGGCAUUGAAUAUGUUCUACAAAUUUAUGCAUCAAAUACACCACAAAAUACAUCUAAAAAAUGUAAUGCAAUUAAUUUGGUUAUACGUAGACUCACGUUAGCUAUUCCAAAAUUAGAUUCGAAUGUUUACACGAAAGAAAUUAUACAACCAUUUCAUUUUCAUUCAGGUCAAUUACAUAUUACAGCAAUAUUACCAAAAGAUAUAUUUUUUCAUGGAGAAACAAUCCCAUUGAAACUUUCAAUUAAUAAUACAUCUAGCAAUGUUGUACGUCGAUUAAAACUACAAGGAUAUACAUGUAUACAUACACAUAUAGAUUAA
Molecule: messenger RNA, 756 nt
Organism: Schistosoma turkestanicum
Lineage: Eukaryota; Metazoa; Platyhelminthes; Trematoda; Strigeidida; Schistosomatidae
Source: the annotation of a GenBank genome assembly